AUGGCUGCUGAUCAAACUCCGCCUUUUACGGAGUUGAUGGAUACGGAAUCCAAGAAACAUUCGAAGCUGCGAUACGCAUUCGUCAAGAACAGUUUUCUUGAUGGGUUGGGUUCGAUUCGGAAGGACGCGACUGUGGAGUCUAUUUACACGAACAAUUUUCGGAGCUCAAGCAGUCGAUUAUGGUACGAAGCAUUCGUUAAUUUGAAGAAGGUUGUGGCGGGUAACCCAAAACAGAGGACUCCCAACUUGAAGUUCGCAUGGUUCGGGUCUUCAAGGUCCGAGAUAGCAAAUAUAAUUUGCAACGGUUUCACAAGAUUUGAUGGGGGUGGACAGUUCUCUGGUUCGGGUGUGUGUCUCUCUCCUAUGGAGUAUUCUGUUGACAGUGCAUUAUCAGCAGUUCCAGAUGAAAAUGGAGUGAGGCAUGUUUUGCUGUGUAUGGUAAUCUUGGGUGAUACCGAACUGGUUCAACCCGGUUCGGUUCAAUCUCGGCCGAGUUCCGACGAAUUCGAAUCAGGAGUGGAUGAUAUAUCAAACCCUAGAAGAUACAUCAUAUGGGCUCCCAACAUCAACUCCCAUAUCUGUCCUAAGUUUGUCAUCAGCUUCAAGCUUGCCAAUUCUGCAGCUGCUCCUCCAAGGAUCCAGCAGCCAAAGCCGCCUCCCAUUAACGUCUUGUCGAUGAAACCUCUUGGCUCUCUAUGGUUUGGCAACUGGAAGUUAGGAGCUAAGUAA
Molecule: messenger RNA, 729 nt
Organism: Cornus florida
Lineage: Eukaryota; Viridiplantae; Streptophyta; Magnoliopsida; Cornales; Cornaceae
Product: probable inactive poly [ADP-ribose] polymerase SRO2
Exons: 2
Coding region: 1-729 (242 amino acids)
Molecular function (GO): NAD+ poly-ADP-ribosyltransferase activity
Source: RefSeq, a predicted model, not a curated record